Messenger RNA from Thalassophryne amazonica, 1820 nucleotides. RefSeq lists its product as uncharacterized. Bases 375 to 1715 code for a protein of 446 amino acids. Lineage: Eukaryota; Metazoa; Chordata; Actinopteri; Batrachoidiformes; Batrachoididae. The transcript is spliced from 10 exons. The record is from RefSeq and is a predicted model, not a curated record.
AGUCAGAUGAUUGAUGGCGUGUGGGUGCGUCUGCAGUUGUUGUUGAUUUCUGAGAGGAUGAUGGCAAUGAAUGAUAAUGACGCGUGCGCGUCCCCGUGCCGUGCUCACAGACGGAACACUGAUCUGUCUUCGCAGGAUAAAAUGUCCUCCGGUGUCCUGAUCACCGCACUGCUAAUCCUCCCUUUUCGUUGGGUUGGGUCAUUCCAGGUGAUAAAGAAGAGCAGAGUGUGUGUGCCGGGAAAGAGUUUCGCCUGCCGCUGUUUUCUACAUCAAGAACUGUGACUUUUACACCAAAGUCCCAUCCAGAACAGAGGCGUGUCUUGCUGGAUAAAACCACAAUAAAGGACCCACGGUUUGAAUGGAGCAAAGAUCGGAUGUUUGUCCUGCGAGAUGUGACUCACAGUGACCAGGGGCUUUAUGCAAUCAAACUGUCAUCUGGAUUCACCUACGAGACUGUUCGUCUGAAUGUCUUCGAUUGUAUUCGUUCCUACCAAAGAAACUAUGGGGAGAACUUUGAACAUGACAUCCCUCCAAAUGGCUCCUUGCUGGAGUUUUUUCCUCGGGGUGCUCUACCUCAGGCCACUCCAGUUUUGCUGUGGAACCGGACCGAUCCGGACAGUAGCGAGACGGGCCGGGGGCGACUGCUGAGAGGAGGGAAAGUUUGGGUGGCUGAGAGAGUGACACAGGCAGACCAAGGGAACUACACUAUGAGAGACAGCGAGAGAAAGGUCCUAUCCCGGAGCACCCUGACUGUCCGAGGACACACCUUCAAUGUCACCCGCUUCACCAAGGAGUCUCUAAACCUGCCCCUCUUUCUCCCUGUCCCUCAUGCACAUCUAAUUUUUACUCCAACCCGACACCCUGAUGAUGCAUCCCUGGAUCCUUUUGAUGCAAAGCCCCCACGUGGCCCUGUGCAUUUGAUCCGGGAGGGUCAGAUAAUGGACUACGAUGUACGCUACAGAGGUUUGAUCUCUCUGGGCAGGAAUGGCACUGUUAAUGAGGUGGUUAUUGCGAGGCUGACAUCAAAGCACGAUGGGCUGUACGAAAUCAGGGAUAUGAACGGCAACCUUGUGUCCUCCACCUCCUUGCAGGUGAUCGGUAGAUGGCGAGCGCUUCUGAAGUCCAUCACUGUCCCCUCUGGCUUGUUUGUGUCACUGGCUGGUUUCAUCCUGUUCAUGAAGCAUUAUCCUAACUGCAGCAUCCCGCACAUCCUCUCAGGCUUCAGAGCAAAUCGUAUUCCACCAGCCAACCUGCUGAGGGUCAACAUCCAGGACUACAGUCAGCCGAGCCCCCAGUACUCAGACUACUAUGGUCACUGUCAGCAGCCUGGAACACCAAGAACAUGGAGCCCAAGAGCCAGUCCUGCUCAUACUGGUUACACUCCCGUGGUUAUAGGACCUUCACCUCGGUUAUCUCCCAUUCACAUAAGAGCUGAGAACCAGGAACCACACAGAUUAGGUGCUGGGAGCUCGGCGAGAUAUAGUUCCAGUGCUAAGGAUGAAUGUGGUGAGAGGAAGCUCUCCUUUUCUGUCCCCGGGGCCUCAGAUUGCCUCCACUCAUCAACAGACUGCGUUCAGUUUCAAAUUAAGUCAGAUGGUGAUCAAGAAAAAUGGAACCAAGAACAGGAUUACUUUUCCACGCUGCCCCUUGACACGGAUACAUCUGAAUCUUGGAGCGUUUACACAUCGGACAAAUUAAACAUUAUAGGGCAAUGAUGGAACAAAAAUGCAAAAUGGAUUUUUCGAUGGUAUGAAGCUGCUGUGGAAGAGAAAGAGCCCACUUGUGCCUUUUUUAUUAGCUUCAUUCCACCCAUAGUGGAG